AUGGCUGACAAUGAUGCGGGUGCGGGUGCUAUUGGUGGAGGUGGGGAUCAGGUGAACUCUCUGUUGCGAAAUGAAGAUGAUGACUCUGAAACCGUAGAGGAGAUGUUUAGAUAUGUAGAUAAGCUGAAGAAGGUCGUGGAAGAAGUCGGCGACAGCUUACUGGAGAAAGCUGAUCUAAAGGCUAAAAAACUUCAUUUGGCUACUCGUUUUACUGAAGAAAUGUUGACUACAAAUGAGAUUAAGCACUUUUUUGAGGAGAAAGCUAAUAUUAUGAUUGUGAGAGUUGAAAAAAAGUGGGAUGCGUGGGACGAGGAGCUCAAAGCUAAGGUCUUUGAGGCUCUUGUAGUUUUUCCUACUCAUCAAGACUUGAAGAAAGCCCUCGAUUUGGAAGGACGGGAAUACAACGGCAGGGUUUAUUAUCUUUCAGAAGUAGUUGGCAGAUUUGUUGUAUACGCAGUCGGUGACUUGGAAAAUAUUAGUACGGAUAAGGACAUAGUCGCACAAGAGUUGACACGCAAAUUCAAAAAAUGUGCGGUGGAGAAAAUAUUAUUGCCUUUAAACAAAGAGACUGGAGAAAUACUGGGGUUUGGUUACUUGGUGGUAAGGAGAGAUGAGUUAGCAGCAAAUCCUGAAGCACUAAAUCUUAAAGACCUGGAUGUACGUCAUUGUCCAGAGAUUAGAAAGGGACUGCUUAAGGCCUUGAUGAUGAAGAAUGGGAGCAGCGUUCACUUCAGCGGCAACAACAUUGGUCCAACUGAACCAUAUCCUUUUAACUUCCUUGACUCUCUUUUUUUACGUCUCACUGCCGAUGAUGAGGGUGCGGGUGCUAUUGGUGGAGAGUUAGAGUUACCUCCCGUCCACGUUGUAACUCCCCGUCCAUCAAAUGCAAAGUCAUCGGAGACACCAGUGUUGUUUGGAUGCAAGGUGUGCAGCCGAGUGUUUAACUCGGAAAAAGGAUUGCAGUCUCACACUGAGGCGAAACACAGUGCACCUGCUCGUAUUGUCAAGAAACAAAUGAAUGCGAAGAAGAGAAGAAGAGGGUCUCUCCAUAUUCAAAAUCCUCUUUAG
Messenger RNA from Arabis nemorensis, 1068 nucleotides. The record is from the annotation of a GenBank genome assembly. Lineage: Eukaryota; Viridiplantae; Streptophyta; Magnoliopsida; Brassicales; Brassicaceae.